UAUUUUGCAUAAAAUGCAUAUUUUGCAUAAUUGCAUAUUUGCAUAAAUCGAGCAUAUUAUUUGCAUAAAAUGCAUAUUUUUCCUAAACUUUACAUAUCCCAUGUAACUUUGAAGUAGAUAUAUAGAGAUCAUUUGUAACUUUAUGGAAUGUCUGUGUUAUCGAUGAAUUUCAGUCUGAUCACGUGAUCACUGAUCAAUCGGAAUAGCGAGUGUCGGUCUCGGUUGUAUUUACGUUCUGCGGAUUACUACGCGUGCUAUCUGCCAGUUUAUUUUCGAGCACUGAGCAGUUGAUAGGGUGAAUAGCGUGAAUAGAGAAGUGAAAAGAAAAGAAAUGCCGAAAGUUAAGAAAAAUAAAUACGUGCUGGUGAAAAGCUGGAUCGACCAAAUCAGCCACAAAUAUUUAACAUAUGACGGAAAUUCUGUUUAUUGCAAUGGAUGUAACAAAGAGAUUACAUGUGAUAGAAAGUCACAAUUAACUCAGCAUAUUUCAACAUCUACACAUAAAAUGAAUGUGUUACAUUUAGAAAAUAACGAACACAGUGAAAAUAUUAACGAAUCAGAUGGAAAAAAGCAACAGUCAAAAUAUGCAAAUACUUUUUACGUCGAUCUUUGCAAAGCUAUGAUUGCUGUUAAGAUGCCCUGGCGUUGUCUUGACAAUGAGACAUGGAGAAAUUUCCUCGCUAAAUAUACACGACAACAAAUUCCGAAUGAGUCAACUUUGAGGAAGAAUUAUUUGGAUGUCUGCUACAAUUCGGUCAUCGAAAAUAUUAGGUCAGAUAUUGGCGAUAAUUAUAUUUGGAUAUCUGUAGACGAAACCACAGAUAAACUCGAUCGUCAAGUCGCAAAUUUAAUAGUCGGUAAACUAUGUGAGGAAACUACUACACCUCAUCUAAUUUCGUCUCAAGUUCUGGAGAGAACCAAUCAUACCACUAUUGCUCGCUUUGUAAAUUCAAAUAUGAAAAUCUUGUGGCCAAGGGAAUCCCAUAAAGAACGAGUUCUAUUACUUGUAACAGAUGCAGCUGCAUAUAUGUUAAAAGCUGCAAGGGAUCUUCAAAUUUUCUAUCCAAACAUUAUACACUUAACAUGCUUGGUGCAUGGGUUUAAUAGAGUGGCUGAAGAAGUUCGCCUUCACUUUCCUCUCGUUAAUACUAUAUCUUCAGUAAAAAAAAUUUUUUUGAAAGCUCCGCUUCGUAUAGAAGAAUAUCGAGCAAAAUUAGGAAAUAUUCCAUUACCACCUGAACCAAUUUUAACAAGAUGGAGAACUUGGAUUGAAGCUGCACUUUUUUAUGCAAAUAAUUUUACUAGUAUUCGAGAGGUUAUUGAGUCUUUCAAUUCAGAAGAUGCUAAGUCGAUCAUUUCAGCGAAGAAUGUACUUCAAAAUCCACAGCUUGUCAAAGAUUUAUGUUAUAUUAAAACAUAUUUUAAAAAUCUUCCUAAAGUAAUGACAAAACUGGAAUCAGUAGGAUUACCUUUAAUUGAAUCGACUGAAAUAGCAAGGUCGUGUAUUGAAGACUUGAAAGCGAUUCCAGGUCCUUGUGGACAAAGAAUUUCAGAAAAAAUACAGCAGAUUCUGAAUAGAAAUCCCGGAGUGAAGGAAAUAUUUAAAAUUAGUGACGUAUUAAAAUGUACGCCUAAUUCCGAAAUUCCUGAAACGAUUCCAUCUUCUUUAUGAAGCAAAUAUAAAUAUGCUCCCGUCACGUCCUGUGACGUUGAAAGAUCCUUCUCUGCUUAUAAACUAAUACUAUCAGAGAAAAGGCAUAGUUUCACUCCGGCUAAUCUCGAAAAAUAUCUUGUUACUUACUGUCAUUUAAAUUACAACCAA
Solenopsis invicta (red fire ant) is the source of this 1822-nucleotide messenger RNA. RefSeq lists its product as uncharacterized. Gene Ontology annotation, molecular function: double-stranded DNA binding. The coding region runs from base 332 to 1672 and encodes 446 amino acids. Lineage: Eukaryota; Metazoa; Arthropoda; Insecta; Hymenoptera; Formicidae. Gene Ontology annotation, biological process: regulation of transcription by RNA polymerase II. The transcript has 3 exons. The record is from RefSeq and is a predicted model, not a curated record. Gene Ontology annotation, cellular component: nucleus.